AUGACAGAACCCAUGACCUUUCUAGAUACUGGUGCAUCAACUGAUGCAAAACACACAUCGUACGAAGAGGUUUCAGUGAAAGAGAACACAUCAGCCGUCUUCAGCCAUAAAUUUACUCCAGCAACCAGCGAGACUUUUGAAGACUCGAGCUUUAAUGUUGAAAUAAAAUUGUGUGAAAAGGAAACAUACCACAUUGUUUGCUGGUGCCGUUGGAUGUCUGAUAGUAAUGGUGUGUGUAAAAAUCAAACAAUUUCUUCAGUCUGCGAGGCCGACAAAUCAGAAAUGCGCUUUACCUUGUUUGUAAAGCGAACCUACAGGGACAUCAUGUGGGAGCUCUUCAGACAGAACUCUACUCCACUUGUACUUAAAUACUCAAAGCUGCAAGUGACCUAUCCGGCAACAAUCACAGCGCUGCGUUUGAAUGGCCGAGAUGUUAAUGGGACUGAGUAUGUUGCCGAGAACCAGGAGUCCAGCAUCUCGUGUUCCUUUAUUAAUGGAAACCCUGCAGUUAGCAUUCGCUUAGUGGAUGGCAAAGGGAGCACACUCAGCUCGACAAGACAAAAAGAGGGACCACUCGUGCUGUCGCGAGAUUUUAACUGCAACGAUGUGAGGCUGACCAUCGGAUGUGAGGCGCCGGGGUCGGAGCUAAACCGAUAUGUGACCAUUCUUGUCAAAUGUUUGCCUGAGUUGUCCCCCAUAUCUAAGCAAGUCUUAGAUUUAGCGAGAAUCGUAGGUGAAAAAAUAACAUUUCGAAUGAAAUCCUACACAAGCAAUAUAAGAAAAUGUCGGAUGACCAAGAUGCCUCCGCAGCCCAUCACGAAGGAAGUGGCAUGUAGCCUGAGUGGAAGUGUCCCGGAGUUUAAUUUGACAUUAAAUCUUUCGACUGAAUCAUGGAUUGGACAAGGGAUUUGGAUGCUACAUGUCAUAACAGAGAUAGGAAAUUCCAACAUAAGCUUUGGCCUCAUCGACAGCUCAGCCUUUUAG
Molecule: messenger RNA, 984 nt
Organism: Pomacea canaliculata
Lineage: Eukaryota; Metazoa; Mollusca; Gastropoda; Architaenioglossa; Ampullariidae
Exons: 5
Coding region: 1-984 (327 amino acids)
Source: RefSeq, a predicted model, not a curated record